AUGACAUUGCAAUACAUUAUUUGUAUGAACAGACAGGGCAAAGUGCGGUUGGCGAAAUGGUAUGCUGACUAUUCAAAUGAAGAAAAAUACAGACUUAAUGCUGAUGUUCACAAAUUGAUCUCUUCAAGAGACCAGAAGCACCAGAGUAACUUUGUGGAGUUCCAAAAUAAUAAGCUGGUAUAUAAGAGAUAUGCUGGAUUAUAUUUCAUAGCUGGUAUUGAUCUACUGGAUAAUGAACUGAUAUACCUGUCAUCUAUACACUUGUUUGUUGAAGUGCUGGAUUCUUAUUUUGAAAACGUUUGUGAAUUGGACUUGGUGUUUAAUUUCUACAAGAUUUAUUCAGUUCUAGACGAGAUGUUCUUAGCUGGAGAAAUACAGGAGACGUCCAAGACGGUUAUUUUGAAUAGGUUACAACAUGUUGAUGCCCUUGAAUGA
Molecule: messenger RNA, 435 nt
Organism: Hansenula anomala
Lineage: Eukaryota; Fungi; Ascomycota; Saccharomycetes; Phaffomycetales; Wickerhamomycetaceae
Gene: APS2
Product: Aps2p
Exons: 2
Coding region: 1-435 (144 amino acids)
Biological process (GO): clathrin-dependent endocytosis; intracellular protein transport
Cellular component (GO): membrane coat; intracellular membrane-bounded organelle; AP-2 adaptor complex
Molecular function (GO): clathrin-cargo adaptor activity
Source: RefSeq, a predicted model, not a curated record